UGAAAGUUUUCUGCUCUGCAGGUUUUGGAUGAGAAUUAAAAAAGGAGUUGAAUUGCCGAAAAGGUGGCCGUUUUCAGUACCCAGGACAAGUUGGUAUAUGGUGAAAGAAGUAACAACAAUUACCUUAAUUGGUGCUAUCAGUAAAUUUUGGCUCCGAGUGUUAAGUAAAACUCAAACCAAAAAUCUGCAAACGUUUUCGGACUUGGCUCUGAAAAAAGUGCACAAGAACCGACCUCUUUUAACCAUAUCAAAUCAUCAUUGCUGUGUGGACGAUCCCGUUUUGUUUGGUCUUCUGCCAUUCAGUUUAGUUUCGAAUCCUAAAAAUAUAAGAUGGACCCCUGGCGCUGAUGAAGUUAUGUUCUAUAAGGACAGCUUGUCUACGCUUUUUGGAUAUGGAAGAGUGGUUCCAACUAUUGUAUUGCUCACUUUUUCAUUUUCUGCUUUAGCUGGUUGGGUGCAUCUGUUUGCCGAGGGUAAGAUCAACCUGGACCAACGUCUUCUUAGACUCAAAUGGGGGGCUGCUAGACUCCUCCACGAAGCCAAAAUACCGCCAAUUGUUUUGCCCAUAUGGCACAUGGGCAUGGAUGAUUUGUUGCCCAAUAAGAGACCAUACAUUCCCCAAAUUGGACGGAAAAUCACGUUUGUGGUUGGAAAACCGAUUGAUUUUACAGAGCAGCUGGCUGCUUUGAGAGCCUUGAAUUACACUAGAACUGAAAUUAGAAAACGAUUGACGGACACCAUGGAAAAGGAGCUGAGAUUGUUGCAAAAACAGUGCGAAGAAAUGCACAAAAGUUUUAAAGCUUCCGCUGAUUUGAAAAGUUAAAACUUAUCUAUCGAAAAUUUCUGAUAGCAGGUGAAUUUUUGGCAGUACUUGCUGACAGAGGCUGUUCUCCUGCAACAGAUUCUUUCAGAAACUUUAUGGUUGAGUAUUGAAAAUUGAAAUGAUUAUCAGAUUUAGCAGAAAGUAAGAAUCAUACAAUGUAUGAAAAACUUUCCGAAAUAAAGAAAGAGUUUCUUUGUUGCGUUUGAGGUGAAACA
Molecule: messenger RNA, 1038 nt
Organism: Symsagittifera roscoffensis
Lineage: Eukaryota; Metazoa; Xenacoelomorpha; Acoela; Convolutidae
Product: tafazzin-like
Exons: 2
Coding region: 29-823 (264 amino acids)
Biological process (GO): inner mitochondrial membrane organization; cardiolipin acyl-chain remodeling
Cellular component (GO): mitochondrial membrane
Molecular function (GO): 1-acylglycerophosphocholine O-acyltransferase activity
Source: RefSeq, a predicted model, not a curated record